GCUACGAUGGCGGACCAAGAAUCGGACAUGGAAUAUUCGUCCGACAAUGAUUACGAAUUUGAGGACUAUUACAACUCAGGUGAAGAUUGUGACAUCGAGCAGAUCGACCCGAAGCGUACCGAUCCGGAGUACUUCGUGUACGAGUGUCUGAACGUGGAAGAGGUCGAGAAGCUGCUGAACGAGUCGGUGGAGAAGCUAAGCACCCAGCUCCAGAUUACGCCAUCGCUGGCGAAGGUGCUGCUGCACGAAACCCGCUGGAACACGGCCGAAGUGAUCGAGCGGUAUCGCAACAACGCGUCCAAUCUGUUGGUUAGCGCACGGAUCAAAGCGGCUGCACCGUCGGUACCGCCCAGCCCACCACAACUGCCACCUGCCGUCCCAUCCACGUCGUCGUCCCAUGGUGCCGUCGCUUCAGGUGGUGCUGGCACCACCACCACCACCACCACCACCUCAUGCUCAUUCACCGCACCAUCCGUCCCUGGCUGCUCGGCCAGCCCGGCAAUCCCGGGAACGAGUAGUAGUAGUAGUAGUAGCGGAAGUACUACCACCACCAGCAAUAGCAGUAGUGCUAAAUCACAUCAAACCAGCUCCACCACGAUGACGGGAGCUUGCUGCUAUCGUACACAGCUAUGUCCGGUGUGCGUUACGGUACAGUCAACGGACAAGUUUCACUCCCUUGCCUGCCAGCACUCGUUCUGUCGCGACUGUUGGGCGAUGCACUUCGAGAUACAGAUUGGGCAAGGCAUUUCCACACAGAUCGAGUGUAUGGAGCAGCGUUGUGAUGUGCGCGUACCGGAAGAUCUCGUGCUGACGCUACUGAACCGGCCGAUGCUGCGCGACAAGUAUCAACAGUUUACGUUUGCCGAUUACGUGAAAUCCCAUCCGGAGUUACGCUUCUGUCCGGGUCCAAACUGUCAGACGAUCAUCCGCAGCCAGGACAUUAGCCCGAAGAAAGCCGUCUGCCGGAUGUGCAAGACGGCGUUCUGUUUCCGGUGCGGUACCGACUAUCACGCCCCAACCGACUGCCAGAUCAUCCGCAAAUGGUUAACCAAGUGUGCGGACGACAGCGAAACGGCCAACUACAUCAGUGCGCACACGAAGGACUGCCCCAAGUGUCACAUCUGCAUCGAGAAGAACGGUGGUUGCAAUCAUAUGCAGUGCUUUAACUGCAAGCACGACUUUUGCUGGAUGUGUUUGGGCGAUUGGAAGGCGCACGGGUCGGAGUAUUACGAGUGUUCGCGGUACAAGGAAAAUCCUAACAUUGCCCACGAAUCGGUACACGCGCAGGCCCGGGAAGCGCUCAAGAAGUACCUGCACUACUACGAACGGUGGGAAAACCAUUCCAAGUCGCUUCAGCUCGAGCAGCAAACGCUGGACCGGAUGCGGACGCGCAUCAACGAGAAGGUGAUGAAGGGACUCGGUACGUGGAUCGAUUGGCAGCAUCUGUUCGAUGCGGCAACCCUGCUGGCCAAGUGUCGCUACACGCUACAGUACACGUACCCGUACGCGUACUACAUGGAAUCGCGGAAGGAACUGUUCGAGUAUCAGCAGGCACAACUCGAAGCGGAAAUUGAAAACCUUUCCUGGAAGGUUGAACGGGCGGAAACGACCGAUCGGGGUGAGCUGGAGAAUCAGAUGGACAUUGCGGAAAAGCGCCGGACGACACUGCUGAAGGAUUUCUUUCCAACGGAGGCGUAA
Molecule: messenger RNA, 1698 nt
Organism: Anopheles maculipalpis
Lineage: Eukaryota; Metazoa; Arthropoda; Insecta; Diptera; Culicidae
Gene: ari-2
Product: potential E3 ubiquitin-protein ligase ariadne-2
Exons: 5
Coding region: 7-1698 (563 amino acids)
Biological process (GO): positive regulation of proteasomal ubiquitin-dependent protein catabolic process; ubiquitin-dependent protein catabolic process; protein polyubiquitination
Cellular component (GO): cytoplasm; ubiquitin ligase complex
Molecular function (GO): zinc ion binding; ubiquitin protein ligase activity; ubiquitin conjugating enzyme binding
Source: RefSeq, a predicted model, not a curated record